Molecule: messenger RNA, 4079 nt
Organism: Microbotryum saponariae
Lineage: Eukaryota; Fungi; Basidiomycota; Microbotryomycetes; Microbotryales; Microbotryaceae
Source: the annotation of a GenBank genome assembly
AUGGCUGCCACCACCGAGGAUAUCGUCUAUGCAUUGCACGACUUUGAAGCCGAGAACGAAGAGUGAGCAUUGACGCCUGACGCCCCCCGGUCGAUCAUGCUCAAAGCUCGAUCCCUUUCGGAUGCCGGCCCCAACUUGACUGAUCCCUUUUCUUGAUCUGUCCUUGCAGUGAGCUGUCGUUUGCGAUGGGUUCCAAGAUUGUGAUUCUCGAGCGCGAUGACCAGUACGGAGACGGGUGGUAUCAGGUUCGUGUCUUCCCCUCGGCCUUCUUCAUGUCGUGAGGGCUGUCGUCUCUCGUAAUCACCUCGGAGCAAGCAUCGCACGGGACUGACGCCCCACUAACCCAUGUACACAGGGUCGAAACGAAGCCGGCGAGGUUGGCCUCUUCCCCCAAUCCUACACCUCCAUCAGCCCCCCUUCGCCCGAAGAAGACGACGAUGACGUUUCGCUCGCCGAGACUGGUCGUCACUCCUCCGUACCCGUCGUCGCGGCCAACAUGAACGAGGUGCAACAAGCGCUCGCGUCUCUACAAGUACAGCGAGCCGCCAAUCUCGAACCAGCGGUGGCCCAAUCAGGUGACUCGUCGUCCGAAGACGAACUCGACGAGGGCAAAAGCAUCGCCGAGCGCGGGAACGUCGGACCCAAUGGCUCCCAUCCCGAAGUCGGAGUGAAUCACCGAGCCGCUCUGGCAGCAACGGCUGCGUUGAAUGCGGAGCGAGCAGCACGAGAGGAACGCGAACGAGAGGAGCAGCGCAGGAAGGACGACGAGGCCGCGUACGAGCGAUCACGGCAGGAGGGACUCGUCGAAGGGCUGCAGCUCAGUGACGAGAGCGACGACGAAGCGGGUCUUCCGCUCCCUCUUACGGUCCCGCUCCAUCCAACAACCCUCCCCGCUGCCUCGACAAAGUUCGACGCUCCAUCUGGAUCGACAGUGACCCCCGCCGUCGUCGUAUCCAACGGCGACAUUCCGCACGAGCCGGUCACCCCGAACGGAUCAGUCGAUGCCGCAGCUUUCGUCUCGUCAGAUAACCCCGUCUCACGCGAUCUCGAAUCGUCGUCCACCUAUGCCGAGUCUACCUACUCCGAAGCUUCGGUCGCCGAGGAGCCCGUCGACGAUGCCGUUCCUGCGGCCACCGGGAUCGACAACGGACUUGACUCGAUCAACAUUGAUCCAUCGCAUGCACCCAUCCUCGCCACCUCGGCUGUAUCUUUUUCCAGCCCACCUACAACAGCUUCCGCCGCCGCCGUUUCCCAACCAGCUCUCGAGUCGGCUGCCCCGAUGCCCCAGGCCUCCAGUGCUUCUGAUCACGUACCUCUCCUGGCCGGGGCAGGCCUUGCUACCGGUGCCGUUGCCGUCGGUGUCGCCGCUCAUCAUGCCUUCGCAAGCAACGAACACCUUUCAAAAGCCGUCGAGGCCACCUCCUCGGCAGCAGCUCGCGCAGUGACCCCGGACUCGGUUCUACCACCGUCGAUAACUUCUACGCCUGUGGCUUUACCCUUGGCUUUACCCGUGGCUGCCGUCGUGUCGCCAGGUCCCAACUCCGGCCGUAUCCUCUCCCCGAGCCAGUCGAGCUUGUCGAUUUCGACGCGUGCAGGGAGUGGCAGCGUGACCGACGCCACCACGAACGGGACGUCACAUGCCGCCGGGACACUGCCGUACGACCCUCGAGUGUGGAGUGUCGACGAAGUGUGCGAAUGGGCGACGAGCAAAGGCUUUGAUGCGUUGACGUUGGCCAAGUUCCGCGAGCAUGAGAUCUCGGGUGACGUCCUCGUUGAAAUGGACGUGGCGAUGCUCAAAGAGAUCGACCUUGUGGCCUUUGGACGACGGGUGCACAUCUACAACGCCAUCAAGGAGCUCAAGGGGCGAUUCGCACCGCGCGGUAACGCUUUGUCUCCGACCGGGUCGGGGUAUGAACCUGAUACGCCGAGCACGAUGGGUUACGCGACUCCGGCGACGUACCAUCCGACGACGUUUGGUUCUUCGGGUCAAAGAGCUAUGGGGUUCGAAAUGCAUGGCUUGGGUCUGGAUGGCUCGUCGGACCAGCACCGACGUCCGAUGUCGUUCCGGACCUCCUCGGAUGGGCCAUCGCGGUCAGCCUCGCAAACACAUCUCAACGACUUGCAAUCGUCGCAAAACUCGUCGAUGCAUUCAUCCGGAAUGGUCGGCGCCGAUCUGGGCGCAGCACAACACCACGCUUUGAUCCAUCGUCGAUCGUACACGGGAGACACGGGUCGAGAAAGUCUUGGAGCGGAUGCCGCGAUCCCGGAAGAAGUUGAGGAGUCCCCUGUACCGGGUAACAAAACGUCGACGAAUGCGACGCCGGUCCUCGGCGCGGUCGGCGCCAGCUCGGUCCGCGCAGCCAAGUCCCAGAUUCAACCCAAGUCCGCACGUCGUGUCUCGGAUUCCGAGAUCAGUCUUCCUCCCAGCCCGACUCACAGCACUUCGACGAAGGGCACGAGGAAGGACAGUGGUGAUCGCACGUUCUUUGGCGCCAUUGCGCGAGCGAGAAAACCGCCGCCGAGGGUCUCAAAUUCGGACUCGGUCGCCUCGGGUUUGAGCAGCGACGGUGCGACCUCGACGACGACUCGACCUGGUUCGUCGAGGGCGAAAUCGGCAUUGACUCAGGCGAGGCGUACGACGAGGUUGUUUGGCUCCUUCGGUACCCAGAGUGCGGAGGGCGGUCGGUCGUCGAACGAGCGUGUUGGGACACUCGAUGUGUCAAAGGCAUCGACGAGGAAUAAGCGAAUGAGUGGUAUCUCGGCGACGCGCGAUGCGCCCUCGAGUAUGUCUCCCAAAGCCGUCGACGCUGUGGGAAGCGAGAUGAUGCGCAAGGAACUUGAGCCCGUUGCCCCCGGCGCGAACUUGAUGGAGAAGAUCGGGACGCCGGACUACUCGGGUUGGAUGCAGAAAAAAGGCGAGAAGUACAACACAUGGAAGCAGAGGUUCUUUGUUCUCAAGGGAAUACACCUCUACUACCUCAAGUCUGAAAGCGAGCAACGCGUCAAGGGCGUCAUCAACCUCAAAGGUUACCGCGUCAUCACCGAUCCGAACAUUCACCCAGGAGAAUACGCGUUCAAGAUCGUACAUGACCGCGAGCGCUCGCAUUUGUUCAGCGCUCGCGAGCAGUACACCGUUCGCAAUUGGAUGCGCGAGAUCAUUAAGGCGACUAUUGCGCGCAAUUACGAGGACCCCGUCGUGUCCUCUUGUGAUAUCGAUACCAUGCCGCUCACCAUCGCUCAGACCAUGUACCCACCACCUCGACCACCCUCGCCCACCGAACGUGCGCGCGUUCAGAAGGAGCGAUGUGAGUUCAAACGCGGUCGGUUCGUCGGAGGCACGCCCACAAUUGACACAUCAUUUUAUCUGACACUUGACAGACGGUGAUGCCAACCCCAACACUCUCACUCCAGCGGAUGCUCAAAAAUUGAUGGAGUUCUCAGCCGGCUCAACCUUGAUGCCGGACCGCGGCACGGGUUCGACUGGUCGCCGAACUUCGACGGCACCGGAUGCUGGCCGUCGCGCCUCCCUCAGCAACCUCGCCCCCGGUACCGGUCCCGGAGCUCUCCCCGCGAUCCCGACACAGUCUGCGUCCGUCGCCAAAAGCCCUUCGAAUGCAUCGAGGAAUCUUCCCGCACCGUCGAUCGCACCGGCUAAUCCUUCCGAGGCCGAGAAAGCCGCUCUACUUGCCUGGGUCAACGCCAAUCUGCCAUCCUCGACGCCGCUCGCGACGGACUUGGGCGCCUCGCUCAGUUCGGGUCAAACUCUCGUUCGACUGGUCGAGAGCUUGAGCGGCAAGCCGAGCAACAUUUCGGAUGCCGAUUUCGCCAAGCACAAGCCUGCUCCGUCAGGAUCGACGAUGGACGUCGAUUACUUUGAUACCGUGUUCAACGUGUUUGACUACCUCUCGCCAAUUGUGUCGAGUAAGUCGACUUUUGCCUGCGAGCUAGAGUUUGCAGACUGGCGCUGACUGGGGUGCCUUCUUGCAGCGGAUGAGAUCUCCAUGUCGGACUUGCUCUCCGGGAACGACGCUCGUCUCAGUCUGCUCGUGACGAGGAUCAAGACCGUCUUUGAUCCGUAA